AUGGUUACCCUGAUGCCUUCCCAACUCAACGGGAUUGGGAUCCCUAUCCGCCCCGCCAAACAGCAACAGCAACAGCAGCAGGAUCACUCAAAUCACCACUACCACGGCGACUCGGCGGUGUACAGCACCACCAGGACGCAUAAGCACUCGCGCUCAUCCUACUCCGAGUCAUCACCUCUCGCCUCCUCAAGAAACAACUCCCUGACAUUCCGCCCCUUCAAGCGCCCGAUGCCCAGCCCGAACAAGACGAUUGCCGUCAUCAACGCCAGCGGUCGCCAGGCUGCCUCUUUCAUCAGGGUCGCCACUGCUGUUGGCUACCAUGUCCGCGCCCAGCUGCGGAACCUCGAGGGUGUUGUAGCAACCGAGGUCAACUCAAACCCCAACGUCACCGUCCUUGUCGGCGAGCUGUACACUAGACACAAGCCCACCCCGGACAACAGAGAUGUGACAACCAACGGUCCCAUUUCCGGUGUUGGUGUGAACCACGAUCUGAUCAGGGAGCUCUUCCGUGGCACCCAGCUUGCUUUCAUCAACACCACCUUUUAUGGCGACGAGUUGGAGAUCGGAAAGGCGCUUGCCGAUGCCGCCAAACGCGCCGGAGUGCAUCAUUACGUCUACUCCUCCAUGCCAGACCACGCCGCCUACAACGCGGACUGGCCGUCGCUGCCCCUGUGGGCGGCCAAGCAUCAGGUUGAGGAGUACGUGCGCUCCAUCGACCUGCCUUCGACGUUUGUCUACACGGGCAUUUACAACAACAAUUUCACAUCGUUGCCGUACCCGCUGUUCUGUAUGGAACUCCAAAGCGACGGGUCCUUCCAGUGGCAGGCUCCAUUUCACGAGGAUGUGAAGCUGCCGUGGCUCGACGCCGAGCACGAUGUUGGCCCCGCCAUCCUGCAAAUCUUCAAGGACGGCGUGUCCAAAUGGCGUACUAAGCGCAUUGCUCUGGCGUGGGAGAUGCUGACUCCUCGCGAGGCUUGCGAGGUUUUCGCCCGAGGUGUUGGACGCCCGGUCAAGUACAUUCGAGGCCCGAUCGACCUCAAGGUCAAGGUCCCCAAUGGCUACCGCCAACAACUCGAGGCGCUGGAGAAGCUGUUCUCACUUGGCCAUCAGGACCCUAAGAAGCAGCCUCCCUACUUUGGUGACGUGGAGUUGGAGGACAACUGUCUCUCCCAGUCCAUGGCGCUGUGGGAAGGCCCGCGGGGUCUUGAGGAAUACGCGCAAGAAGUCUUCCCGCUCGAGGAACAGGCCAACGGCCUGACAUGGAUGUUGGAGGAAGAGGAGGAAGCCCCCGAGGAGGAGGUCGUGCCAGCUGCCCGCCAGAGGGAUCAGGAAGUGCAGCAAGAAGCAGAGGAAGAAGAAGAGGAGGAAUACUCGGACGACGAGGACGACGGUCUGGUCAUGAGAGGCUUGAAGAGAGACGAGGAGGAAUGGCUUGCAUGA
Colletotrichum spaethianum is the source of this 1440-nucleotide messenger RNA. Its product is annotated as nitrogen metabolite repression protein nmr. The record is from RefSeq and is a predicted model, not a curated record. Bases 1 to 1440 code for a protein of 479 amino acids. NCBI's taxonomy places the organism in Eukaryota, Fungi, Ascomycota, Sordariomycetes, Glomerellales, Glomerellaceae. The transcript has a single exon.